Molecule: messenger RNA, 1575 nt
Organism: Closterium sp. NIES-67
Lineage: Eukaryota; Viridiplantae; Streptophyta; Zygnematophyceae; Desmidiales; Closteriaceae
Source: the annotation of a GenBank genome assembly
UAGACGAGCGAGAUGCACUGGCUGCUGAGCGCCAGGUGCUUCGCCGUGAUGGUCUUCAGCCCCGACACCUGCGGACAAGCGGGAGAGGCGGGAGAGGCGGGAGAGGCGGGAGAGGGGGGAGAGGCGGGAGAGUGGGAAGAGGGGGGAGAGGGGGGAGAGGGGGGAGAGGCGGGAGAGGCGGGAGAGGGGGGAGAGGCGGGAGAGGCGGGAGAGGCGGGAGAGGCGGGAGAGGCAGGAGAGGCGGGAAAGGCGGGAGAGGCGGAAGAGGCAGGAGAGGCGGGAGAGGGGGGAGAGGCGGGAGAGUGGGAAGAGGGAGGAGAGGGGGGAGAGGCGGGAGAGGCAGGAGAGGCGGGAGAGGGGGGAGAGGUGGGAGAGGCGGGAGAGGCAGGAGAGGGGGGAGAGGCGGGAGAGGCGGGAGAGGCGGGAGAGGCGGGAGAGGCGGGAGAGGCGGGAGAGGCGGGAGAGGCGGGAGGCGGGCGAGGCGGGAGAGGCGGGAGAGGGGGGAGAGGCGGGAGAGGGGGGAGAGGCGGGAGAGGGGGAGAGGCGGGAGAGGCGGGAGAGGCGGGAGAGUGGGAAGAGGGGGGAGAGGGGGGAGAGGGGGAGAGGCGGGAGAGGCGGGAGAGGGGGGAGAGGCGGGAGAGGUGGGAGAGGCGGGAGAGGCGGGAGAGGCGGGAGAGGGGGGAGAGGCGGGAGAGGCGGGAGAGGCGGGAGAGGCAGGAGAGGCGGGAGAGGCGGGAGAGGGGGGAGAGGCAGGAGAGGGGGGAGAGGCGGGAGAGGCGGGCGAGGCGGGAGAGGCGGGAGAGGGGGGAGAGGCGGGAGAGGGGGAGAGGCGGGAGAGGGGGAGAGGCGGGAGAGGGGGAGAGGCGGGAGAGGCGGGAGAGUGGGAAGAGGGGGGAGAGGGGGGAGAGGGGGAGAGGCGGGAGAGGCGGGAGAGGCAGGAGAGGCGGGAGAGGGGGGAGAGGCGGGAGAGGUGGGAGAGUGGGAAGAGGGGGAGAGGGGGAGAGGCGGGAGAGGCGGGAGAGGCGGGAGAGGCGGGAGAGGCGGAGAGGGGGAGAGGCGGGAGAGGGGGGAGAGGCGGGAGAGGCGGGAGAGGGGGGAGAGGGGGAGAGGCGGGAGACGGGAGAGGCGGGAGAGGCGGGAGAGGCGGGAGAGGGGGGAGAGGCGGGGGAGGCGGGAGAGGGGGGAGAGGGGGAGAGGCGGGAGAGGCGGGAGAGGCGGGAGAGGCGGGAGAGGCGGGAGAGGGGGGAGAGGCAGGAGAGGGGGAGAGGCGGGAGAGGGGGGAGAGGCGGGAGAGGGGGGAGAGGCGGGAGAGGGGGAGAGGCGGGAGAGGUGGGAGAGGCGGGAGAGGCGGGAGAGGCGGGAGAGGCGGGAGAGGGGGGAGAGGCGGGAGAGGCGGGAGAGGCGGGAGAGGCAGGAGAGGCGGGAGAGGCGGGAGAGGGGGAGAGGCAGGAGAGGGGGGAGAGGCGGGAGAGGGGGAGAGGCGGGAGAGGCGGGAGAGGGGGAGAGGGGGGAGAGGCGGGAGAGGCGGGAGAGGCGGGAGAGGCAGGGUGAGGUUAUCAUUGCAAUGUUGGCUGC